UCAAAUAUAUGACUCAGGCCUUUGCUUUUGGGAAAAACACAAGGGAGAGAAGGAGAGAGAGAGAGAGAGGGGAAGCCUGCAUCUCUUCCACUUUUGUUCGUAUGUAACCUGGGAAGGAGUGAGAUUUGAUCCAAUCUUUUCUGGGUCUUAAAGAUAAGAACCAACUGUUAACGAAUUAUUCACUUAUAAAGUUUCAAACGCAAGUAUUUUGUUUUUUUCAGAGAGAGAGAGAGAUUAGAAAAGAAAGAAGGAAAACAUGUUGGAAGGAAAAGCUUUGGUGGAAGACACAGACAUGCCUUUGAGGAUGCAGAUCCAAGCUAUGUCUUCUGCGUCUCAAGCUUUGGAUCUCUAUGAUGUCCUGGACUGCAAAUCCAUUGCUGGUUAUAUCAAAAAGGAGUUUGACAGCAAAUAUGGGAAUGGAUGGCAAUGUGUGGUGGGUUCAAAUUUCGGGUGUUUCUUCACUCAUUCUAAAGGGACCUUCAUCUACUUUACAUUGGAAAGACUCAAGUUCCUUAUCUUCAAAGGGGCUUCCUCUUCUAACUCUCCCUGAUGCCAAGGCGGUGUUUCAUACUUGGUUGUAGUGUUGUACAGGCAAAAAGCCCAAGAGGAAAGUCGGAGGGGUAAAAGUGUAGUGAAGUUGCUUUAUCUGUUUUUCUUUUCUUUUCUUUUUUUUUUUGUAUAGAAUUCUAUACAGGGAAGGAAGGUAGGGCAGAGGAGUGAUAAGAAAGAGAAAAAAGAUGACAAGAGGCUCAGUAGUCAUAAAUAAAGCAUGAUCACAUGGGUCUUUUAGAUUUUUCCUGUGUGGUUUAAGAGAGCCUUUUUUGUUGUGAUUCUCUGAUGGGGCCAAUUAAAACUGUCCUCAUGUAUGUAUAAAUGAAAUGAUGAUAUAUACUGUUUGACA
Theobroma umbraticum is the source of this 901-nucleotide messenger RNA. RefSeq names its product dynein light chain LC6, flagellar outer arm-like protein. The record is from RefSeq and is a predicted model, not a curated record. Gene Ontology annotation, molecular function: dynein intermediate chain binding. NCBI's taxonomy places the organism in Eukaryota, Viridiplantae, Streptophyta, Magnoliopsida, Malvales, Malvaceae. Gene Ontology annotation, biological process: microtubule-based process. Gene Ontology annotation, cellular component: cytoplasmic dynein complex.